This is a messenger RNA of Parnassius mnemosyne (clouded apollo), 405 nucleotides long. NCBI's taxonomy places the organism in Eukaryota, Metazoa, Arthropoda, Insecta, Lepidoptera, Papilionidae. The record is from the annotation of a GenBank genome assembly.
AUGUUCACAUCACGAACACAAAGAGAAUGUGUAUGGCUUGUCUCGCCUCCUACCCUCCUCUUCUCUUUUUUUAACUCCACAGAUUAUUACAACGCAUAUUACGUCGCAAUGUUGCCACUAGGUGUGACCGGCGCUCCGAUCGUAGCAGAUCAUUGUGCCUCGAAAAUCAAUUUUUAUUUAUUUACACAAAAUGAAGUUGAUAACUUUAGAAAUUGCUUCAGCUUACAGAUACUGAUUAAAGUAAUAAAGUUAAAAAAAUAUGUUACCUACUCUGUAAUUUUGCACGUGUUCGAAGAAAAGUGUAUUACGAUGGUACGGAACUCUUCAUGCGCGAGUCCGACUCGCACUUGGUCAAUUAUUAUUUUUAUUAAGGAUAAUUAUUAUUGCCGUGUAGUGUCAGCAUAA